Molecule: messenger RNA, 1389 nt
Organism: Fonsecaea nubica
Lineage: Eukaryota; Fungi; Ascomycota; Eurotiomycetes; Chaetothyriales; Herpotrichiellaceae
Exons: 6
Coding region: 1-1389 (462 amino acids)
Biological process (GO): secondary metabolite biosynthetic process
Molecular function (GO): FAD binding; monooxygenase activity
Source: RefSeq, a predicted model, not a curated record
AUGGCUGCAGAGGAACCCUUUGCAAAGUCCAAGACUGGCAUCAAGGUGAUUAUCGUCGGGGCAGGUUUCGGCGGCCUUACAGCAGCGAUAGAGUGCCAUCGUCAGGGCCACCAGGUGGAAAUUUAUGAGUCGUUCCCUGAGCUCAAGACCUUGGGAGACAUAAUAUCCUUUGGCGCAAAUGCUGGGCGAAUAUUUCGUCGAUGGGGCGUCGACGGCUCGAUAGCUAAGAAAAUGAGAGCUCUAAGUAUCGACCUCGUUAAGCAUGGAUUCAAAAUCCACAAGUACACCGGAGAGCACAUCAUCACUCAACCGACACCCCCCAUGGAUCCCGAUGCACCGGUUUUCAAUGGCCAUCGUGGAGAGUUGCACGAGGUGAUUUUCAAUUACGCCAGGGACGACCUCAAGAUCCCUAUUCAUCUUGGACAGAAAGUCGAGAAAUACUUCGAAGAGGACGAUAAAGCUGGUAUCGAAUUGGUGAAUGGAGAAAGAGUAUAUGGCGAUAUGGUGGUGGGGUCGGAUGGCGUGAGGUCAAAAGCACGGGAGCUUGUCCUGGGAUAUAUUGACAAGCCAAAGAGCAGUGGCUACGCGGUCUUCCGUGCCUGGUUUCCAAAUACCGAUAUGAUUGCCGACCCCCGGACGAAGCAUUUCUGUGACAACGGCGACACGUUCCAGGGCUGGAUCGGGCAGGAUGUCCAUUUUCUUUUUUCGACCAUCAAGAACGGGAGUGACUGCUGUUGGGUGUUAACGCACAGGGAUGAGGCAGAUAUCGACGAAUCUUGGUCAUUUCCAGGCAAGCUAGAGGAUGUGUACAAAGUAUUCGAGGGUUGGGACCCUCUCUGCAAGACUAUUGUCUCAAAAACGCCGGAGAGCCACCUCGUCGAUUGGAAAUUGGUGUACCGAGAUCCGCUGCCAACAUGGGUCAGCAAAGGCGGUCGUAUCGCUUUGCUGGGUGAUUCAGCACAUCCCUUUUUACCAACCUCGGCUCAGGGCGCCACACAAUCGAUGGAAGAUGGUGUCACUCUAGCAGUUUGCCUCAGGCGUGCCGGGAAAGGUCAGGUCCCAGAUGCUGUCCGGACAUAUCAAAGGAUCAGGUAUGACCGGGUAAAGGCGGUGCAGAAGACGGGAGAAACGACACGGGACAUGUGGCACAAGGCGGAUUGGGAUAAAGUCAAGGAGGAUCCCAAGUCCGUACAAUUUCCGCGCGAGGACUGGAUCCACAUGCACGACGCCGAAAAGCAUGCGGAGGAAGUCUUUGAUGAGAACUUUGCUGCAACUCAAUCGGCGGAAAAGGGGGUCCCUGAAAAGCUGAUGAGCGGAGUGGACACGGUCAGUGGUGUCAAUGGCGUACACAAGGCUACCGCAGUGGGUGAAGUGAAUGGUACUCACUAA